Messenger RNA from Hypoxylon trugodes, 2808 nucleotides. RefSeq names its product Alpha/Beta hydrolase protein. Lineage: Eukaryota; Fungi; Ascomycota; Sordariomycetes; Xylariales; Hypoxylaceae. The transcript is spliced from 5 exons. Bases 330 to 2216 code for a protein of 628 amino acids. The record is from RefSeq and is a predicted model, not a curated record.
UCGAAUAACCAAAUGAAUCUAGAAUGCGACCUCUUAUAUCAGGGCCCCACGCGGAAGAUAUCGUUAAACUGUAGAUGCGAAGUUGAUUCGUCCCUUCAACUCUUUCUAAGAUGAAGUAAAUGGAUAAGUCCAAUUCUAGGGCAGGCAGACAUCGCAUGCAUUGCCAGACGUGCUUGCCGGCGAGACUUUACCGAGCGGAAUCCAUGAUUCUUAAGUUUUCGAAUAAGUAUUUUAAUACUUAAAAUGGUCGCAACCACUCAUUCUACUAUAUCUUCAACAUAAAGUGGUAUGUCCGGGCCGUGAAGUGUAUUCCCUCGUUUGGUGUAGAAAUGUACUCGUCCUCUCCUUUAGUUACAAUGAAUACGCACUUUAUUACAUUUAUUUUCAUUCUGUCGCUCUUUUCUUCUCUCGUUUCCCGUACUUCAGCGUCUCCCGCCGCAGCGAGGAACGCAAGAGAUUCGUUGCCCAUCCUUGAACUCCCGUAUGCAUUAUAUAGGGCGGCUAGUUAUGAUAACGCAAACGAUAUUUACACGUUUAAAAACGUUCGGUAUGCUGCGCCACCAGUUGGUGACCUACGAUGGGCAAAGCCGGCCCCUCCAUUGAACGAGUCCGGUAUCCAGGACGGGAGUAAAGGUCAUUCAUGCGUACAAGCAGCUCCGAAUGGGCUUAAUCUACUUGGCACUGGUAAUCAAUCCCCAGUUGGAGGAGCAAUAAACCAGUUUCUUGGAGGGAUUCCCAUACCGAUUUUCUCUGGAGGUAGCGAGGAUUGCCUGUUCUUAGAUAUGUACGUUCCAGGAAAAGCCAUAAAAAACCCUUCCCAGAAGCUACCUGUAGUUGUUUUCGUAUAUGGCGGCGGAUACGUCUUUGGAAGUAAGGACUCUCUGCAGCCAGAAUUACCCUUCUAUGACGGUACUGGUCUUGUCACGCAAUCAGGAAACAACAUGAUAUUCGUCGCAAUGAAUUAUCGGGUCGGAGCUUAUGGCUUCCUCGCUGGGACUACAAUGGAGAAAGAAGGCUUACCAAAUGCUGGUCUCUGGGACCAGAGAGCAGCCUUUCAAUGGGUCAAAGACUACAUCCAUCUGGUCGGAGGAGAUUCUACACGAGUAACGGCAAUGGGGCAAUCAGCCGGAGGUGGAAGUAUCCUACACCAUCUCAUCGGAGAGGGUGGGAGGCUCGAUCCUCUUUUCUCAAAAGCCAUUUUGCUUUCGCCUGCUUUUGAAUAUAUAUGGGAUCGUGCUGGCGCGGUUCAAAAGACUUUCGAAACUUUCGCGAGUUUAGCAGGUUGUCCUGGCCAAGGAGUUUCGUGUCUUCGGCGCGCGGACGCAGCUACUCUUGCUAAAGCAAAUACGGCAUUAAUGAAGCAGCAAUAUUCGGGUACCUUUGCGGUUGGUCCAACACCUGAUGGCUCUUAUAUUCGUCAGCUUCCCGUACUUGAGCUAAGCACAGGGAACUUCUGGAACAUCGAUUCACUCAUAUUGUCUCAUACCACUGCCGAAGCCAAUGUAUUCGUCAACGGUCUAGUACAAACGGAUAAAGAGUUUACGGCAUUCGUCGACGCUAUAUUUCCGAAUUAUACACAAGCUGCUGGAAUCACGGAUAAGAUAAAUGCCUUCUACGCGGUAUCUAGCCAGUCCCAAUAUAAAUCGCAGACGGAUCGGGUCCAAGCCCUUCUUCGCGAUAGUAGUUUCACGUGUAAUGUUCGGCAUCUCACCGAAAGCGUCGGUGAUUCGAAAGUCUGGAAUAUGCAGUAUGGGGUGUCACCGGGCUGGCACGGAAUGGACCUCUUUCCGACCUUCUUUAACUCCAAACUCACGGGGAAUAGCUGGCUUGAGAACCUUGCGGCGCUGAUGACCCCAGGUAUCGGAUCAUUGGUCUCUGGCAUCAGCGUGGCAUUACAAAGCUAUUUUACAAGUUAUAUCCUGACAGGAGACCCAAACACCAACCGAAAGAUAUUUAACCUCCCUCCGACUAUAAGGUGGAAUCAUCCGGAUAGUCAAGCUGAACAGAUCUCAGAGGUUGUCAACCUGGGGGAUUGGGGGUUCAGCACGGUUCAGGAUACACAGGAUGAGAAGACAGCGUGUGAUUUCUGGAGGAAUGUGGCGGCGGCGGUAACGAGUUUAGGAGGUUAUUCACCGCCUGGUGCGGUGGUGCAACAGGGUCUAGUGAUGCACGAUAUACAAGAUCCAAGCGUAAACUAUAGAGGUGGGAAUCGGUGAUGAAAUAUAAUAGGAUCGGCCGUCUAAGGACGGUAGAAAUCGACGAGUAAUGCCUCAACGCCGACGCCACUUAUAUCAUCAAGUGUAGCUCGGAAAAGGGAAGAUUAUGACUGAAGUAGAUGGUAGUACCACCUAAUUUCCGAUUUUUUUAUUGUGGCUUACAAUUGCUUAUUUCGGGAAAGAUAAUAGCAUGAUUCCUGUAGGCACAUUCAAGAGAAUUGGCUGUUCCGUGUAUGAAAUUUCCUUCGCCCUUCGUUCGUGAUGUACUUGAAAAGAUUCACGGAGUCUGAACUAAUCCUAUGACUAUCCCUUUGAUAAUAUAUAUAUGAAAAGUUGAAUUAGCCCUGUCAUUCAUAUAAAUAAUAUAGUUGAGGCUCACCAGCUUGAGAAAUGACUUGCAUGGACGGAUCCGAGAUUGCAAGUUGUCGUAAUCUAUCGCGUCCACUAUUUACCGAGAGGAAGUAUCGUGUAGUAUCUUUAGUUACCCCUUUCCAGCAAUAAAAGCCUGUGUUAUACACCGCAAGUACUUGCCCCUUACAGCCUGGGAUGGAUUUAUUCGUGCCCCUGGGGCGCCCCGUGCGUCCCGUAGCUC